CAGCGAGUUGUUUCAGGUUAGCGUGCAGGAAAAGGUCGCGGAUUCUUGAUUCGCGUAAAUAAUGUUCGAUAUUGUAUAAUAAUUAUAUAAAUUUCCACGGAAAAGAAAUCAAUUUUUUGCAAUGGGAAAAGUUUUAUCAGUUGUUGUUCGUCAAGUAAAUCGAUUUAAUGUCGAAAGCCGUGCUGAAAAAGUGAUAUCCCAGUCCAAACCAAAGCCGGCUCCAAAAUUUCAAUCAAACUUAAAUGAUCUUCAAAGAGUCUUGGAUGAAAAUCCAGAUUUAAUUAAUGAGCUGAAUAAGAAAAAUACUGCAUUGGACAAUAAAUUAAAGCAGGUGUUUGUGACUUCAACUGAUGUGACUCCACAACCAGCCUCAAAGAAGCCAUUACCACUGCUGAGAACUAUUAGCGAAGAGUUUGAAUAUGGGCACAUGGAACCACAAUCUGUUCCUAAAGGACAUUGCACAUUACGUCAAGCAAUUGAAUUUAUUUCGAAUCAUCAUACUGUGCCAGAUAUAUGGACAUCAAGUAAAAUUGCUAAUGAUUACGCUAUGAAAGAAACACUAGUUAAUAGUAUUUUAAAACACUUUCACCCAUUUGGAAUACACCUCCCAGACAAAGCUGUCGAAAAAAGGAAACUCUUGAUGAAAAUAAAUUCGAAUAAAAGUCUUCAAAAUUAA
This is a messenger RNA of Armigeres subalbatus, 676 nucleotides long. RefSeq names its product protein NDUFAF4 homolog. The transcript is spliced from 3 exons. Bases 122 to 676 code for a protein of 184 amino acids. NCBI's taxonomy places the organism in Eukaryota, Metazoa, Arthropoda, Insecta, Diptera, Culicidae. Gene Ontology annotation, biological process: mitochondrial respiratory chain complex I assembly. The record is from RefSeq and is a predicted model, not a curated record. Gene Ontology annotation, cellular component: mitochondrion.